ACAGUUUCGCAAUUUCCGUUGAAAAUCACAGUAUAUAGUCGACAUGAAUUCUGUUUACAUCUUCGUCGCAAUUGCAUUCUGCGGUCUACAAUUGGCCCAUGGAGAGAUAGUAGAAAACACAGCUGACCGCUCCUUUGAACUUCAUGCCGGCAAUUGCAGCAAGGCAGUAGCCAGCGACAUCGUAUUUCAAGAUCAUCUUCGUCUAUUUGCAAUUCCUUUCGUCCAUAGAAGUGGCUUGUCUUCAUGGUAUGGAAAUGAGAAAAUUUAUUGCAUCUUGGCCUUGAGUGCGAGGGAUGAAUCAGAAGGAUCCACAGUUUCCAUAAAGGACGGUGGUCUGGGCCAAUACCGGGUUACUUUGGAAAUGGUAUCAGAAGUGAAUCAUGGCUUGGAAUAUAAUAUUGUAGUUUAUGGAAAAUAGAAAUGAAGUUUCAAGAAUCAGAAGCAAUCAACUAUGGUGGUGAAUGAGAUAUUGAGGCAAUAAAAUUUAUUCGUGGACCCAUU
Molecule: messenger RNA, 501 nt
Organism: Phaedon cochleariae (mustard beetle)
Lineage: Eukaryota; Metazoa; Arthropoda; Insecta; Coleoptera; Chrysomelidae
Source: the annotation of a GenBank genome assembly